Eimeria necatrix is the source of this 1044-nucleotide messenger RNA. Its product is annotated as oxoacyl-ACP reductase, putative. The coding region runs from base 1 to 1044 and encodes 347 amino acids. Gene Ontology annotation, biological process: fatty acid biosynthetic process. Gene Ontology annotation, molecular function: 3-oxoacyl-[acyl-carrier-protein] reductase (NADPH) activity; NAD binding. NCBI's taxonomy places the organism in Eukaryota, Apicomplexa, Conoidasida, Eucoccidiorida, Eimeriidae. The transcript has 6 exons. The record is from RefSeq and is a predicted model, not a curated record.
AUGCGGAUGCUGUCACUGGCUCUUGGGGGGCUUUGUUUGACCCUUUUCUCGGGAGACAGAGCUGAGGGGUCCCGGCAUCUGCCCCGGCAGACCCUGGGGUUCCUUUCUCGCCCCUUGCCCAGCAGCUCGCCGGAAGUGACUCUUCCGCCGUCACUACGCACAACCCCGCAGCUGACUCCCGCCACCCCGUCUGCAGCAGCAGCAGCUGACGCGGCCUCAGCAGCAGCACGCAGCGAGGGCACCCGCUGCUUCGCCUACCCCCUAACCUAUGGCGGGGGCCCCAACGGCGGCGGGGAGGGAGAGGGGCGCGUGGCCCUCAUCACCGGAGCCAGCAGAGGCAUUGGCCUCGCCAUAGCGAAAACCUUCGCGAAAGGAGGAGUAGAGACGAUUAUUUGCGUCGCCAGGGACCAAGCUGCAUGCGAUGCUGCUGCUGCGGAAGUGCGGGCGCUGGGCGCUGCCAGCGAAGGCUACGGGGUGGACGUGGCGGACAGCCGUUCGGUGUCGGACCUGUGUGCGUCUUUGCUGGAGAAGCACAAGAAAAUAGACAUUUUGGUGAACAAUGCGGGCAUUACCCGGGACAACUUGUUCAUUCGAAUGAAGGAUAACGAAUGGACAGAUGUCAUCAACACCAACUUGAACUCCGCCUUUUACUUUUCGCUCCCGCUCAUCAAACAAAUGACGAAAAACAGGUUCGGCCGCAUAAUCAACAUGUCCUCGGUGGUGGGCGUGGGCGGUAACCCGGGGCAGGCGAACUACGCGGCGUCUAAGGCGGGGCUGAUUGGCCUCACCAAGUCGCUUGCGAAAGAAUACGCAAACCGGAAUGUGACGGUCAAUGCCAUUGCCCCUGGCUUCAUCAAGUCCUUGAUGACCGACAAAAUGACGGAGGCCGCCAAGGCCGGCGCCCUGGCAAGCAUUCCCGCGGGCCGCUUCGGGACCCAGCAGGAAGUUGCGGACUUGGCAGCUUUCCUUGCCUCGGAUCAGGCGGGAUACAUAACGGGCAAAGUCAUUCCUAUAGACGGAGGCAUGUUGUUUGGGUCAAACUAA